CAGAGCGGGGCGCUUGGCGGCUCGCCGCCCGGAGGGAAGGAGGGCGGGCGGCCGGCCGGGACAAAAGCGAGGCUCACGCCGCGGCGCUCCUCUCUUCUGCUCCUCGGCUGUCCCCUGGCGCAGAUACUACCGUUUUAGCAAACACUUAACUACCUCUAUGAAAAAGACUCAUUUUAUCAGAAGCACUUAUCUAUGCGGACUUUCUGGGAUGGCUCUCCUCAGAAUGCUAAGACGUUUUAUAAAGAAACCGUUUUCCCAGUGGAAGCUUUGGAAGUUUACUGUCAUUAUUUUUAUCUUUUUAAUUUUUUUGCUUUUGUUGCAAAGAGAAGUAGGUAUUCAGGAUUUUCAUGACGAGCCAGGAAUCCAGACAAAAGAUGGAAAAAGAGCUAACGUGCUAGGUCUAGUGCUCAACGCUAUGAACAAUAUUAAAGGUGCAAAGCCAAAAAUGCAAAUUAAAGCACCUGUUAGACAAACUCAGGUUCCUGGGGAGAGACGCUGUUUACCAGGAUCUUAUACAGCAGCUGAACUGAAACCUUUCCUGGAUCGACCCCCUCAAGAUCCUAAUGCACCUGGAGCUUCUGGGAAAGCAUUUAAACCUGUCAGUUUGAGUCCGGAAGAACAGAAGGAGAAAGAGCGCGGAGAUGACAAACAUUGUUUUAAUGCUUUUGCAAGUGACAGGAUUUCUUUACACAGGGAUCUUGGACCAGACACACGCCCUCCUGAGUGUAUUGAACAAAAAUUUAAACGCUGUCCACCACUGCCAACUACAAGUGUUAUCAUAGUUUUUCACAAUGAAGCUUGGUCUACUCUACUAAGAACAGUUCAUAGUGUGAUGUAUUCUUCCCCUGCAAUAUUACUGAAAGAAAUAAUUUUGGUGGAUGAUGCCAGUGAUGAUGAUUACUUGCAUGAUAAACUGGAUGAAUAUGUGAAACAAUUCCAGAUAGUUAAAAUUGUUCGACAAAAGACGAGAAAAGGUCUCAUUACCGCUCGAUUGUUAGGAGCUUCAGUAGCAACUGGAGAAACUCUCACUUUUUUGGACGCACAUUGUGAAUGUUUUUAUGGCUGGCUAGAACCCUUGUUGGCAAGAAUAGCUGAAAAUUACACUUGUGUUGUAAGUCCAGAUAUUUCUGCUAUAGAUGUCAAUACUUUUGAAUUUAGCAAGCCUUCUCCUUAUGGUCAUAACCAUAACAGAGGAAAUUUUGACUGGAGUUUGUCCUUUGGAUGGGAAUCUCUACCUGAACACGAAAACAAAAGAAGAAAAGAUGAAACCUAUCCUAUUAAAACUCCUACUUUUGCAGGAGGCCUCUUCUCCAUAUCGAAAGACUACUUUGAAUACAUUGGAAAAUAUGAUGAAGAAAUGGAAAUAUGGGGAGGAGAAAACAUAGAAAUGUCUUUCAGAGUAUGGCAGUGUGGAGGUCAGUUGGAAAUCGUACCUUGCUCUGUGGUUGGCCAUGUGUUUCGUAGCAAGAGCCCCCACACCUUUCCCAAAGGGACUCAAGUGAUCACACGUAAUCAAGUUCGCCUUGCAGAAGUCUGGAUGGAUGAAUUUAAAGACAUAUUUUACCGAAGGAACAGAGAAGCAGCAAAAAUUGUUAAACAAAAAACUUUUGGUGACCUCUCAAAAAGACUGGAGUUAAGGCAACGGUUACAGUGUAAAAACUUUACCUGGUAUCUCAGCAAUGUAUAUCCAGAGGUGUAUGUCCCAGAUUUGAAUCCUCCAUUAUCUGGAUUUUUAAGAAACAUUGGAAGAAGAUCAUGUCUCGACGCUGGAGAAAACAAUAAUGGCGGCAAACCAUUAAUUAUGUAUACUUGUCAUGGACUCGGAGGAAACCAGUACUUUGAAUACACUGCACGCCAAGAAAUUAGACACAACAUCCAGAAGGAGCUGUGCCUACAUGCUUCUCGAGGAGCGGUUCAACUUUAUGAGUGUGGCUACAAAGGAAAGAAGAGCAGAACCCCUCUAGAAGAGAAUUGGGUGAUCCGAAAGGACCAGCUGUUAUACAACAGAGCCCUAAAGAUGUGCCUGACAGCAAACGACGAACAUCCAAGCAUGGUGUCAUGUAAUCCCUCUGACCCCUUCCAAAAAUGGAUUUUUGGUCAAAACAAUUAAGUCCUGCUACUGGUAAUUAGGAGAUGGUUUAUAAAGGGGAAUACAGACGUGUGUCCAGCUUCCUGUGGACUUCCUGGAUCCUGGCUUUUCCACUUCACACUUCUUUCUGCAUCCUACCAAGGCCUCUACAGUUUUGUUCCUCGGAGUCAACAGACCCCUGAGAAAUGGCAUAAGGGCAAAGUGUGAGUAUGCAGUGAGAAGGGGGAAUCAACAGAAAUCGUCACCCCUCAGAGGAACUUUGUAGUUGGAUACAUGCCUCUAGCAUCUCCUCUGAAAUUAUAAAUGUUCAAACUUAAAAUUAGUCAGCACCACCUAAUUGUAAUAUACUGGGAAAGCCUUCCUUCUUUAAUAGUAAAGUGCACAAUUAGCAAUAAUUCCAAAGAAUACUUCAGUUUCUUGACUGUUUAAAAAUGUUUACAAAAUAUUGGAAAUUGGAUUUCCAGUAUUAAUUUUUAUACAACCAUUGUCUUUAAGAUGUAAUUCCCUGUGAUUUGGGGAUAGUUUACAAGUUUUUAUGUAUAUAUGCUUAAGACUUUGGAGAUGUUUAUUAAUGAAGGUUAGAAAACACACUUUUUUUCUGAGAGCAGCUAAAAAACAGAGUGCCUUAUUGGUGUUCUUCGUAACUUAAACUGUGACUUGACUUUCCUAAAAGGCCAGGUCAGGCCGUGCUGUAGGCAUUGACCUAGGCUGCCUAAUGUUUAACAUGUCUAAGAGAAGUCUAUGAAACGCAUCAAAUCUUGUGAAAAUACAAAGUUUUAUAAUCACUCUUGAAUUAAAAAUAUAUUUUUGGUAUUUAGCUCCUUGUUCAUCUUCCAUUCCAUUGGCCUUGAUGUAUCAAUUCUAUAUUAUUUGGUCUUGAUAUGCCACCAUUUUGUUGUUCAGUGUGCUUUUGUUCAUGUUGAGCCUGCUUAACAUUUCUGAAUCUGCUUGAAAAAAACAGUUCUGUGUUACUGCUGUGUACACCUGGCAUUACAUUACUGGCUCAUAUGCCAUCCCUGGAGACCCAUCUUUUGAUUAAUAGAUAAAUUCCAAGUUUCUGUUUUUUGGAAUCAUCCUCACAGUUCUGUUUUCUUCAUUUAACUAUUCAAAAGCUGGACAAAGGAGCUAUUGCAAAAUAUUACAAGAGACUUCAAUCAGAAAAGUGGUCCAUCUUUUUUGUUUGAUUUAACAUCCUUGGCAUAAAACAAUGAUUCCUUUUCAUAUUCAAAAUGUAUAAAAUGGCUUGUUUACAUAUUCUGUAAUUAAACACUAACUCAGUUUCAAGUUUUGAUUCUUUGUUCUUUUUACCUCAUCUUGAAAAUUGCAAGCAACUUGUUUAAUACUAAAAAAAAUAAGAUCUGCUGUUUACUGGUGGUAGGGUUCAUGUCAAAAAGCGUACUGAAAAUCAAAAGAGAGAAUACUCCCGAACCUUAUGAAAGUAGCUUGGGUGUGCUUUUAUGGGGUGUUUUUUACCUGAGCAUACUGCAGAUGUGUACUUGCGACACAUCCAGAGGUUUUUAUGUGGUGUUCUGUGUGCACAUGAGGUUUGAAAUAAACUGUGCUCCAUCAGUGGCUGCCAGCUUCACAGCUUGCUAUGAGGCACAAGCUGUUUCAUACAGAGUUGUUUUAAAAAACUAGUUGUCAGUGCCACCCUCAUGUGCACAUGGAAGAGUAUUUUGUGUGCACAUGGAUGCCCCUGGCCCCAAGUCAAAAAUUUGUUUAUAACACUUGUAAUCUGAGAUGGUAAUGAAGCAGCUUCCCAUAUUUCAGAGUCUGUGUGUUUGUGGGUUUUUUGUCAAGGAUAUUACAGGUACUUAAAGUACUAUGUAUGCAGCAUGAAAACCUUACUGUUUAGGCAUAACAUGCAAAAACAAAGUUUUGAAUUACUACAGCUGUUCCAGGAGUGCCAUUAUUCUUAUUUUAAAACCUUUUCUUUGGUUUUGUUCUAUUUAUGAUUGUUUUUCUCCCUUCUGUGUCUAUCUGGGAUUUAAGCCACAAUGUUAACUGCUAUUUUUCUUCUCCUCACAUUUGAAUGCCCAAAAAUUUCAACCAAACUAUAAACUGAAGCUACAAUUAUCUUUUCAUGACAUUUCAAUGUUACAUUUUUAUCUUCUGCACAGGAUGCAUUCCCCCCCAACAAAAAAACUAGUUUUGUAUGGAUUCAACAUGACACUUUUAACUGCUGUUGUUCCAGAUUAGACUCUUAAUUUUUGUACUCCUGUGG
This is a messenger RNA of Eublepharis macularius, 4313 nucleotides long. It is a transcript of the gene GALNT3, whose product is annotated as polypeptide N-acetylgalactosaminyltransferase 3. The record is from RefSeq and is a predicted model, not a curated record. The coding region runs from base 158 to 2110 and encodes 650 amino acids. Gene Ontology annotation, cellular component: Golgi apparatus. The transcript has 11 exons. NCBI's taxonomy places the organism in Eukaryota, Metazoa, Chordata, Lepidosauria, Squamata, Eublepharidae.